This is a messenger RNA of Choloepus didactylus (southern two-toed sloth), 2190 nucleotides long. It is a transcript of the gene ATOH8, whose product is annotated as atonal bHLH transcription factor 8. The record is from RefSeq and is a predicted model, not a curated record. Gene Ontology annotation, molecular function: protein dimerization activity; DNA-binding transcription factor activity. Lineage: Eukaryota; Metazoa; Chordata; Mammalia; Pilosa; Megalonychidae.
CUGUUUUGAAAAACGCUUCCUGUUUCUUUAAAGGCGCUCGCGGCUCGGGGCGGCCGGGGCCGGGGAGGCGGCGGCGGGGGCUGCCCGGGCUCCGGGGCGGCGGCGCUGACUGAUCUGGCGAAGCGGGCUUCUGUGUAAACUGAGGCUAAACAAACACAGAUGGAGCGCAGCGGGCGUGCUCCAGAAAUGCUGGCCGCGCCGCCGCGACUUCAGAUGACACUCUGAGCGCGCCGGGAACGCACAGCCCGCCGGCUCCGCGGAGCCCGCGCGGCGCAGCUGGCCCCGGGCGAGGGGGAGGAAGGGGAGAGCGGGAGGCGCUGCGGUCCGGCCCCGCGCCAUGAAGCACCUCCCGGUCCUCGAGGACGGGCCGUGGAAGACCGUGUGCGUGAAGGAGCUCCACGGCCUCAGGAAGCUCAAGCGCAGAAGCAAGGAGCCGGCGCGGCGCGCCAACGGCUCGCAAACUUUCCGCCUGGACUUGGAAGCGCCCGAGCCCGGCGGCGCCACUGCCGCCGCCACCCCCGGGCUGCGGGAACGGACCCCGCGGCUGCAGCCCGGCCCGGCCCCGGUGCCAGCGCGCGGGGCGCCGGCCGUUGCCCCAGCGGGGGGCGCGGACCCAGCCGGGGCGCGCGGGGCCACUCGGGCGCCUGACGUCUUGGACACGCGGCCACGGGGCUUCGCCCUGGGCGCAGCGGCUCCGAGACUCCCCACGCCGCCGCCGCCGGUGGCGCCCCAGGACCAGGCCCCCGGGGCGUCCGAGUCGCAGCCUUUCCGGGAGCCCGGCCGGCGGCCCCGCGUCUUGCUGUGCGCGCCCCCCGCGCCCGCCGCGCGCCCCGGGGAAAGUGCCUACUCGUCCAUUUCACACGUCAUUUACAGUCACCCCCCGGAUUCCGCCGCGUCGCCUAGGAAACGGCCCGGCGAAGCCCCCGCCGGCUCCCCCGAGAUCAAAGCCCUGCAGCAGACCCGGAGGCUCCUGGCCAACGCCCGCGAGCGGACGCGCGUGCACACCAUCAGCGCCGCCUUCGAGGCGCUCAGAAAGCAGGUGCCCUGCUACUCGUACGGGCAGAAGCUGUCCAAGCUGGCCAUCCUGAGGAUCGCCUGUAACUACAUCCUGUCCCUGGCGCGGCUGGCGGACCUCGACUACAGCGCCGACCGCAGCAACCUCAGCUUCUCCGAGUGCGUGCAGCGCUGCACCCGCACCCUGCAGGCCGAGGGGCGUGCCAAGAAGCGCAAGGAGUGACUGGCCAUGGAUGACGCCAUGCACGCCGCUUCCCCCUUCAGCCUGAGAAGUGAGCUCGCCCAGCCCGGCCCUGCCUCCUUCUCCAGAGUGCCCCCGGACGCUCGGACCACCGCCUCCCAGGGUCGGACACCAGCUCGCCCGCUUCUCCUCCACCCUCCUGCCCUCACCCAGCCUCUCGGCGGCCACUUUACACUUUUCUCUCUGCCUGCUGGUGAGGGGAGGGCAAGCCUUUGCCCGGCUCAGGCCUGGCGUCCACAGUCCGGCUGCAGGAAUCCAUUGCCAAAGAUUCAGCAGAUACUGCAGAAUGUGGUGAUAAAUCCCAGUGCCGAAAACUGCACCAUCACUUCUUCGGAGGCCCAAGUCCCAACUCCAGCCAAAGACUCAUCAUGGUUCCAUUAGGGACACGUGGAAGGGACGGACGCUUGGUGACGCUUGGAGGCUCCUGAGCCCCUGACUUGGAACUCUCCCUUUCUCUGGGCCCCUGAGCCUUCAGGGGGCUGGGGAUGGGAGGCUGGGGGGUCCGGGGCGGAAAGGGGGUGGGGGCCUGAAAUCCCUGCCCCCUUCUCUCCCAUCCACAGGCUGUCCAGGCCUUCCAGCCACACUUCUCCUUCUCGGGCCCUGAGCACCAUGGGAAGGGGGUGUUGGAGGGGGAGAGGAGGUUUUGCCCACCACAUCCCCCACGCCAGGGACUUGCUCCCCAGGAAACCUGCCCGAGGACCUCUGCUUCCCCCGCCGGCCCGGCCCCCCACUCCUCGCCAGCGGCCUCCUGGCUGGCAAACAAGAUGACGCCCUGCUCGGGGCCGGGGGACGGCGGGAAGGAAGGGGCCAAGAUGUGUGUGUGUGUGUGUGGAGGGGCCGCUCCUUCCGAGUGCUUGGAAGGCCAGAGCUUCUCACAUCUGUGCUCCACCAUCUGCUUCAAAUUGAAGUAAAAGCCCCAACGUGUAAAGAAAAUA